AAAAUGGCGACCGAAACGAAUGUACAGGCGAUGAGUGAAACAAUUAAAGGUCAAAUUUUUGAAGUUGGUCCGCGUUAUACAGAAUUAGUAUACAUCGGAGAAGGAGCAUACGGAAUGGUUGCGUCAGCAUUUGAUAAUGUAACAAAGGCCAGGAUGGCUAUCAAGAAGAUUUCUCCAUUUGAACACCAGACCUAUUGCCAGAGAACAUUAAGAGAAAUAAAGAUUCUCACAAGGUUCAAACAUGAGAAUAUCAUCGAUAUCAAAGACAUUCUUCGAGCCCCCUCCAUAGAACUUAUGAAAGAUGUCUAUAUUGUUCAAACUCUGAUGGAGACUGACCUGUACAAGCUACUGAAAACUCAGAGGUUAAGUAAUGACCAUAUCUGUUACUUCCUCUAUCAAAUCUUACGUGGGCUGAAAUAUAUCCACUCAGCUAAUGUACUCCAUCGUGAUCUAAAGCCUAGUAACCUUCUUCUCAACACUUCCUGUGACUUAAAGAUUUGUGACUUUGGCCUGGCUCGUGUUGCUGAUCCAGAUCAUGAUCACACAGGAUUUCUAACAGAGUAUGUUGCCACCAGGUGGUAUCGUGCUCCAGAGAUCAUGCUAAAUAGUAAAGGCUAUACAAAGUCGAUUGAUAUAUGGGCUGUUGGAUGCAUCCUUGCUGAAAUGAUAUCUAAUAAAGCUAUUUUUCCAGGGAAGCAUUACUUAGAUCAGUUAAACUUAAUCCUUGGGAUUCUUGGUUCUCCAUCUCAAGAAGACUUUAAUUGUAUAAUCAACGAAAAGGCUCGGAGCUACCUCCAGUCUCUUCCAUCUAAACCCAAAGUUCCAUGGGAAAAGUUAUAUGCAGGAGCUAAUCCUCAAGCUAUUGAUCUUUUGGACAGAAUGUUGACCUUUAAUCCUCACAAGAGAAUCACUUUAGAGGAUGCCCUAGCCCAUCCUUAUCUUCAGCAGUAUUAUGAUCCUGAUGAUGAGCCUGUUGCUGAAGAACCAUUCCGUUUUGAAAUGGAACUGGAUGACCUGCCAAAAGAACGACUUAAAGAACUAAUUUUUGAGGAAACAGUGUUGUUUAAAGAAAAACUUUUACAGUAACUGCCUUGACUGAAGUAAAAGUUUCAGGAAAAUGUACAAUCAACUUCUCUUUGUUUGACCGUCAUCUGUUUGCCAGACAUAUUCCAUAGUUUUCCAUAUGAUGUUUCAUACUGGAAACUGCAAUCCUUCAUUUUAUCUCUGUCUACAGGGUAUUCUUUUUUGGCUGAUAUCACAUUCAUGUUACAGCUUGUGAUUUAACACUGAUGUUUUGUGUGUGUAUCAUUAUGUGAAGUUGUUGAACAUGAUAUCUGUCUUUAGAGUACAUUAAAUUAAAACUUUGUGCUAAAAACAUCAACAGUUACAGUUGUAAUUAUUUUUUUCAGUCAGUUUGGCAUCAUGUAACAUUCUUAAGUAUUAUUAAAGUUUUCGUCAUGUUGUGUCUUUCAUACAUACUCAGUUGUUAUGUGUAACAGCUGGUUUCAUAGCAGCUUUCUCUUCUAGUAUGUGUAAAUGUUUUAUAAAUAAAAAUGUAGAAUUAUGUAAUUUGUCAUUAGUUAAUUACCUUGUGAAUAUCAGAUAGAAUGAAUAAUUCAAGUUGAACUCAAUACUCGUUGUUACAUUAUUAUUACAUGGAUAUAGUUUAUUAAGGGUUUGUAACAAAAGGUUUAAUUGACUACACUUUGUUACUGAAUGAUCAUCUGAUGCGAGUGAUAUAGAGGAGUAUUGUUCAAACUUUAUAGUAAAUGUUUAAUAUUACAUUCACUGUUGUGAUAAUUUCAUAAUUGUUGAUUACUUAGAGUAUGGGAUGCAUUCAUUUAGAGGUUAUAGCAAAAUUUAAGUGUUCUAAGGCAAUUUUUCCACUGAUUUAAUUUAGUUAUAUUACUAUUCAAAGGUUCAAACAAAUAAUUACAUAAUAAUAAUAGUAACUGGUAAAUUUCUUUUGAAUAUUGAUUAGUUGCUUCAAGAAUAAUUUUAGCUUUUGUGAUAGAAAAUUUUUCUACACAUCAAUACCCAUUGUUAUAAGUGAUUUUAGUUAAUAAGUAAUUUGUUGGUAAUAAAUAAUCAAAAUGUUUCCAACCAAAGUUAUAAUUAUUUAUAGGUACUUACUAUUGCUAGUUUUUUUAUUUCUUCAAAUUGUAUAUUGCAUGCUAAUGGACUAUGAAAUAUGCCUUAAUUGUUUAUUAGUUGUUGAUAGAAAGCUUUUAAUCAUGUUUAACUACAUAUUGGCAUUCACUGUUUUUGACUUACCACGUGUUAGUACUGACUUUCUGAUUAACUACAUAUUGAUAUUUAUUGUUUCUGUUCACUGGUAGAUUGUUGAAUGUUUUUUUACCUAUUUUAAGUGUUUUUCUGGUGAUUAGAACUUCUAAAAAAAUUUAUCUUUGUGAUGUUACUAUAUUUUUUUUCUGUUGAUGACUGAUUAGAAUGUUUUCUAUGAAUAAAUAUUAGUCUUUCUGCAAGAACUUAAAGUAUAUAGCAUAAAAAAAUAUACAAUUUGUAGACAAAAAUGUAAUGUAUUGGUUGCAAAUUCUGAUUCUAAUUAUUCUAAGGAUGAUUGUAUUAUUGUUGCAUGGGAAGUGUACUUGUAUUCUAAAUGUUAAUGGUACUAAAUAAGAUUGUUUACAAUGUUAUGCACUUAAUUAUUUGAAUGAAUGUAUAUCUAAAAAUAUGAAAUCUGCCAUUAUUAUGAAAACAUAUCAACAACUUAAAGCAUGCCCUAUAUAACCCACAUUGCUAAUCAGACCAGACUUCUUAUUUUUAUUGUAUGUGUGUUUUAACUAAGGAAGAAUAAUAUUGUGUAAAUGUGCUUUAUGUAACCCUUAUUGCUAAUCAGACCAGAUUUCCUACUUUUGAUGUUUGGUUCUAAAUAAGGAAGAAUAAUACUAUGUAAAGGAUGCUGUAUGUAACCCACAUUGCUAAUCAGAAUGGAUUUCAUAUUUCUAAUGUAUGUGUGUGUUUAAAUAAGGAAGAACAAUAUUGUCUAAUGCAAUGCUAUAUGUAAUCCACAUUACUAAUUAGAUCAGAUUUCAUACUUCUAAAAUAUGUGUUUUAAAUAACAAUGAAUAACCCUGUGUAAACCAUGCUGUAUGUAACCUAUAUUGCUAAUAAGAUUUCAUACUUCUAAUGUAUGUGUUUCUUAGAUAAGGAAUACUGUGUUUUUGUUUUCACAUAAUUCCGUAUUGGUAACCAGAAAACUCUUAUUCUAUCUAAAUGUGUGUGUAGCUGUUAGUUACAAGUAUAAAAAAAUGAUUUAUCAUUCUUAUUGUUAAGGUUAGGUUUAUUUUGUAUGAAUACCAUAGCAAUUUGUUAUACCUAAUUCUUUAAGUUUUGUAAUGGAAUAUUUUAAGGUUCAACUCGCAACUUAGGAAAAAUUAUUAAAUCCACCAUGCUUUUAUUAAAGUGCAUCUAAGAACACAAAGCAACAUAUGAGAUAUAUGCAUGCAAGUUCAUGUCCUUCUCCUGAAUAAUAGCAAUAUUUCAUAUCAAGUUUGUGUUAUGUUAAUUUUAUUAACUUGUCACUGAACUAAGAACUGGACAUGGACACUCAAAGGGUAUAGUAACAUAUCUGAAACUCUUAAUAUGAAGUUUUCUAAGUAAAAUAUUAUGGUACCAGGUAAUGUUAAAUUGUAACUAGUUGGAUACAGAAAAUAUAUCUUUGGUAGAACCCAUAGGAUUGUUGUGAUUUGUUAACAAGUUGUAACUUCUUAUGAUAGGGUUGAAAAUAGCCCUGUCUGAAAACGUAAACCUUGGGGUAAACGUAGGGCUUGUAUUUGGAAAUAUAUGUCUAUGAAGUUUGUAAUUGAACCUGAAAUAUAGAUCUGUAAGUUUCGUGUUUGGACCUGAAAGCUUUAUGCUUGAACAUUUAAGUAGAGGUAUAUACAUUUGGAUGUACAGACACACACAUCUCACUAUCUGUAAAGCCGAUAUUUGCAUGUGUGACUGUAAAUCUCUAAGGUUUAUAUUUCAACAUAAAACUAUAUCUUUAAGACUUAUAUUUAAACCUGAAACUGUAGACUUAAUUAUACAAAUGUAAGACCUGUAUUUAGGUAUAUAAUCAUAUAAAUGUAAGACUGGUAUUGGGAUAUAUAGAAUUAUAUAAAUGUACAACCUGUUUUUACAUAUAUAAUCAUAUAAAUGUAAUACUGGUAUUGGGAUAUAUAAUUAUAUAGAUGUUAGACCUGUUUUUGGAUAUAUAAUUAUAUAGAUGUUAAACCUGUAUUUGGAUAUAUAAUUACACAAAUGCAAAAACUGUAUUUCUAUGAGCGGUCUUAAGCUACACUUGGAUGUAUAACCAUUAAUUUAUAUUAAAAUAUAGUAUUAGUUACUUUUAAUUGUAUGGGCCAUAUUUAGAAAGACUGGUGUACAAAAAUUAAAGCAAUUUGCACAAAUACUUUUCUUGUGCCUUAACAGUUAAAUCUGAUAGAUUUGCAGUUUUUUUUUGUACUUAAGGAAGAAAAUUAUCUUUCAUCUCUAAAGUUAAUAAAUGUGUAAGCUUUUGAGCUGUGAUCAAAUUUUUACCAUCUGAUGGAGUAAAAGUUAAAAAUGAUGAAAAUACUUGAAGCUAAAAAUGAUAAGGUUUAUGCAUAUCAUUUAUAUUAUAAACCCUCAUGCUCCUAGUUACAAAUAGACUUGAACUGGUAUCACUGAAACUAUAUUUUACCUCUACAAUCGUAAUGUUAAACAUUGCACUGAUAAGCAUUCAUAUUAUAUCUGCUUAGUGUGAACCAUCAGUUAGGGUCAGUAGCUUAAAAUAAAGACAUGUAAAGUUAAAUUACUUGCAUUAAAGUCGUUAUCAAAAAUAUUAUAUUUCCAAUGUCAACAAACCAUAACUUAUAUAUCUUUAGUGGAAGUUUAAUGUUAUUUGAGUUCUUAGGCAGUUAGCAUAAUACAGUAGUUGGUUUGUUGACAUUGGAAUAAUUUUCAAUAACGUUGUCCGUACCUGUAAAGUUUGCAUGAAACUUGAGCUGUAGUUGAUAUUAAUAACUUAUCUGUUUGUCACUGUUUUGUAUAUAUGUUUUAUGUAUAGUGACUUUUUUAUCAGUGUAUUUAUCAUCCUUUUGAUCUGAGGAAUGUCAACUGCAUUUCUUUUCUGUUAAUGUUAUUUUUUUUUAUUUACUUUAAUAUAUAUUUUUAAUAAACAUUCUCAAUGUUUGAUUGUGUAAACAAUUUUAGUGAAUAAGUUACUUUUCAAACAGAAAAUUGCCAAAAUAUUGAUGUUAUCAUAGUAGUUAAAUAUUCAUGCUAAGUGGGUUGUUUUAAUAUUCAGAAUGUAAUCUUAUAUUAUAUGGUACAUCAAGAUUCGUUUAUGUAUAUAUAAUAUACGUUUUUAAACAAUAAUCACUAACCUACUUGUAAUCGUUAUAGCAAAUGUAUCUACAUCGAAAUCAGUGUUUUCAGUUUUAUUAGGUAUGUAAAAUGUAGUUGUAUUCUUUGUACAGAAAAUGUUGUACUAAUAUUUAAACAUUUCAUAUCUUAAUUCUGUUAUAUAUAGGUGAAAGAACUUACUACCAAAGAAUGUUUUUAGAGAGUAUUAAUUUUAUUCCCAGUUUUUGAUAGUUACAUUUGUUCAUACAAGAAAAAAUAUGCACUAGGGUUUGUUUCCUCUCAACUGGUUAACAUAUCUUUGGUAGUGCUCCAAGUAGUGAAACUGCUUGCGUUACAGUUAUUGGUUACAAGUUAACAAUGGAUGUCUUCUUUCGAAAAGUUGUAAUAUUCACUGGACUGAAAAUAUGUUUAAAAUUGUUUUAUUAGAAGAGCAUUUUACCAUUCUUUAUCUGUGUUCAUGGGCACUGCCACAGUUUUUCCUUUUGGGGUUCAGUUCUGUUCAUAGUGCAUCUUUCUUACGCAUUAUUAAGGGAACUUGAUGAUGAAAAAAAUAUGUUGAAAUAAAUAUUCACACAAUUUUAAAUAAGCUGGAGACUGUUAUCAUUACUUAUUUGAAGUUUGUGUGUGUGCCACAAUUAUAUGUAUGAAAAUUGCUUGUUAAUAACUAUUUUCACCUUAUUAUAUAAGACAAGGCACACACAUUGUCAUUUGAAUCCUUCAGCUCAAGCAAUGUGUUGUACUUUAUCAAACUUACUACUAGGAAAUUGUAGGUGUAAACAAAUUGCCACACCUAUCUGAAAAUAAUAAGGAUUUGUCCUGGCCAGAAAGUGAUUUUAUAGUAUGGUGUUUGUUUGAUAAAUACAGUGUAGAAUAUGUACUUGCCUAUUCACAUUGCAUUGAGAAAUGAGACUGCUAACCAUUAAGUCUACUAAGAUUGUGUUUAGGAUACUGGUUUCCCUGGAAGGAGCUUUGGUAGCUCAUUCGAUUAAUGUUUAUUUGUAGUGCAAACCCAAUCUCCUUUACUUUAAAAAAAUGUUUAUAAUUAACUUUACCUACACAUACAUGUUAAAUGGUAUUUCAGUGAAAUAGGGUAAAGAAUACUAUAUAGCAUAUUUUUUGUCAAAGAUGAUUCCCUGUUUUGUAUGAUUUUUUUUUUGUAAACUUUCAUGGAUGUUUACAUUCUUGCUUUGGUGGCUCAUAAUUUCAUAGAUAACAGUUGUAUGUCUAUUGUAAGAUAAAACAAUGGUCAGUAUCUUUAUUGACAACUAAAAUUGUUUUAGAUUUGUUUGACAAGAGCAUUUCUUUUGUAAUAAUCUUGCCAUUUGACUAUUCGGGUAUUUAACACUUGAUACAUGCUAAUUCAGCCUAUUAAAUACAGUAUUUCAUUCCAGUGAAAACUAUGGAAAAUAUAUUUGGAUUUUUUUUUCAUUAGUCCAUUAAUGAAUAAUGUUUUUACAGUUAUGAACUGUAUUUUUUUUAUUGAUGCAUCAACAUGAUGUGGUAUAUUAUAUAGUGAAAAAUAAAACAAAUUAUCAGUUGUAAAUUUCAUUCAUAUUUUAUAACUGCAUGUUAAUUUAAAUAUCUUUAUAGUUACCGAGGCAUUGUGAUUUUAUGUGAUAAUUUUUCUUUGCUCCAGUAAUGUAUAUUGUCAGUCUUACAAAAUUAAAUGUGUCAUUGGAUAUGUUAUGUCAGUUUUGCUGAGAAAUUAUAGUGUAAUCAAUGCAACAUAGUUACAGGUACCACUUCACUGGACAUGCACAAAAAUAACAAAUCUGAAAGCUCUGUGAACACAAUGCACUACAGAACUGAUCAUGUUUUUCCAAAUAUGGUAUCUAUAUCUUUGGAAAUGUGAUAACUACAUAUCUUGUAACUCACUAAAAGUAUUUAAUAUCUUUUUCUGAACAAGAUGCCAUACGCUUCCAUGAAUUAUCAAUUUUUAUAUGUAUUUCAGAUUAUUUUUUAAGAGUAAAAUGGUACUGUAUUAUUUUUAACUCUUAUGUAGAUGGAGCAAACGUCUAAUACUGUACUGUAAAAAUAAGAAUAAAAAGAACAAGGAAAUCGAAA
Limulus polyphemus (Atlantic horseshoe crab) is the source of this 7416-nucleotide messenger RNA. Its product is annotated as mitogen-activated protein kinase 1-like. Gene Ontology annotation, molecular function: ATP binding; MAP kinase activity. Bases 4 to 1086 code for a protein of 360 amino acids. The transcript is spliced from 11 exons. NCBI's taxonomy places the organism in Eukaryota, Metazoa, Arthropoda, Merostomata, Xiphosura, Limulidae. Gene Ontology annotation, cellular component: cytoplasm; nucleus. The record is from RefSeq and is a predicted model, not a curated record. Gene Ontology annotation, biological process: intracellular signal transduction; protein phosphorylation.